Molecule: messenger RNA, 1491 nt
Organism: Manihot esculenta (cassava)
Lineage: Eukaryota; Viridiplantae; Streptophyta; Magnoliopsida; Malpighiales; Euphorbiaceae
Product: protein LIKE COV 3
Exons: 3
Coding region: 637-1017 (126 amino acids)
Cellular component (GO): Golgi apparatus
Source: RefSeq, a predicted model, not a curated record
UCCAAAAAUAAAGAAGAAAAUAAGAAAUGGAGACGAGAGAAAGGGAUAUAGAGCGUUUAAUGCCCAUUCAAGCAAUAAAAAAUAGAGAUAAUAAUAACACUGGAUUCUCUAAUUCAUCUUCUGAAACUGUUUCUCCUCUUGUUUCUUCUUCUCAUCACUCAGCUGGCAGAGAGGCAUUUUGCAAAGUGAUUCGUAGCUGGGCUUCAAAAAAGUUUAUGACAGGAUGGUUAGCUCUUCUCUACUUGAUGACAUAUAACAUUGGUUUUUCCCUUCCUAUUCAAUUCUAAUUCAAAUUUUUGAUGUCAUGUUUAUGCUAUACACAAACAGAAUGGGUUUCUUAAACUUGAAAUUUGCAUUUACUUUUCUCAAGAAGUUUCACAAUUCUUAUGAAUUACAUGUAUUUCAUUUAUCGCACAAAAAUAUAUUUAUUUUCCUUAAUAUUCGUUCCAAGUUACAUGUUUCUUUUUAAUCCAUCCCAAUUAUAUAAUUUAGGGUUUGGUGUGUUAAGUGACUAGCAUCUGGUGUUGUUUCGCAGUGUAAUUUUACUUCCUAUAGCCAUCACAUUCUGUGUGACCUGGUGGUUUAUUAGCUUUGUGGAUGGAUUCUUCUCUCCAAUCUAUGCUCAUCUAGGAAUCAAUGUAUUUGCCGUGGUUGGGAGCUUCUGUUCUUAACUUUGGAGAAUGGUUCAUCAAGAAAAUGCCUUUUAUUGGCUAUCUCUACUCUGCCUCUAAACAAAUCAGUGCAGCGAUAGAUCAGAACUCCAAUGCCUUCAAGGACGUGGCCAUCAUAAGGCAUCCGCGUAAUGGAGAAUACGCAUUUGGUUUCAUCACAUCAAGUGUUAUUCUUAGUGGAGGAUUGGGAACAGAGGAACUUUGCUCCAUUUAUGUCUUUACAAAUCACCUUUAUCUUGGAGACGUCUUCCUCAUCAGCUCAACGGAUAUCCUAAGGCCUAAUCUCUCUGUUCGAGAAGGAAUUGAUGAGAGUUUUUCAACUAAGCAAAACAAGCAUAUUUAUUAGCAGUUUAAUUCAAUAUAAUUACCAGUUAGCUAGUAGCAAAGACACUUUCGCAGAAUUUUUAAUGUUCCAAAGCAAAAUAUAAAAUAGUAAUGGAGUUCAUGGGUUAUCAUGUGAGGCAGAAAUUGUCAUCUCGGGAGGAUUGUCGAUACCUAAGAUACUGACUACAUUGGAUGCACAUUCCAUUCGAGCAUCAGGAGUUGGCAAUGUCAUGAUCCCACCAGUAUAGUUGCAGACUUGCAGCCCUUGUGCAAGUUAUGCCUCUUACAGGUUUAUUCUUUUUGACAUGAAGAGACGGGGGGCGUUCCAAAUGAGGUCCACAAACUAGUUGAUUUCCGUAGAUAUGAUCUUUCAGGUGGUUUGUCUGACAAGAGUUCAUCCUUAAAUUCUGGUUUUUUGUAAUUAAGCAAUAUUAGAUUUGGCAAGUCGUAUUUUACCAAUACAAGCGGCCCAGACAAAUGUUGACGGCAGUUAAAA